Molecule: messenger RNA, 942 nt
Organism: Nematostella vectensis (starlet sea anemone)
Lineage: Eukaryota; Metazoa; Cnidaria; Anthozoa; Actiniaria; Edwardsiidae
Product: zonadhesin-like
Exons: 2
Coding region: 1-942 (313 amino acids)
Source: RefSeq, a predicted model, not a curated record
AUGGUGCUACUGUACGAGUGGACUGUACCCUCUAAUGGUGCUACUGUACCCUAUAAUGGUACUACUGUACCCUCUAAUGGUACUAUUGUACCCUAUAAUGGUGCUACUGUACCCUAUAAUGGUACUACUGCACCCUCUAAUGGUCCUACUGUACCCUCUAAUGGUACUACUGUACCCUCUAAUGGUACUAUUGUACCCUCUAAUGGUGCUACUUACGCUUUCCCCUCUAAUGGUGCUACUGUACCCUCUAAUGGUACUACUGUACCCUCUAAUGGUGCUACUGUACGCUCUAAUGGUACUACUGUACCCUAUAAUGGUGCUACUGUACCCUAUAAUGGUACUACUGUACCCUCUAAUGGUCCUACUGUACCCUCUAAUGGUGCUACUGUACCCUCUAAUGGUACUACUGUACCCUCUAAUGGUCCUACUGUACCCUCUAAUGGUACUACUGCACCCUCUAAUGGUACUACUGUACCCUCUAAUGGUACUACUGUACCCUCUAAUGGUGCUACUGUACCCUCUAAUGGUACUACUGUACCCUCUAAUGGUACUACUGUACCCUCUAAUGGUGCUACUGUACCCUCUAAUGGUACUACUGCACCCUCUAAUGGUACUACUGUACCCUCUAAUGGUCCUACUGUACCCUCUAAUGGUGCUACUGUACCCUCUAAUGGUACUACUGUACCCUCUAAUGGUGCUACUGUACCCUCUAAUGGUGCUACUGUACCCUCUAAUGGUCCUACUGUAACCUCUAAUGGUACUACUGUACCCUCUAAUGGUACUACUGUACCCUCUAAUGGUGCUACUGUACCCUCUAAUGGUCCUACUGUAACCUCUAAUGGUACUACUGUACCCUCUAAUGAUACUACUGUACCCUCUAAUGGUACUACUGUACCCUCUAAUGGUACUCUUUCCCCUCUAUUGGUCUCCUGUACGCUCUAA